Molecule: messenger RNA, 216 nt
Organism: Aspergillus caelatus
Lineage: Eukaryota; Fungi; Ascomycota; Eurotiomycetes; Eurotiales; Aspergillaceae
Exons: 1
Coding region: 21-191 (56 amino acids)
Source: RefSeq, a predicted model, not a curated record
GACUUUCCUAACUUCCUAUCAUGCUUUUGCGCAGCGAUACAGAUUGGCUUGAUAUCCAUUGGCUAGGGCAGACCAACCACUUCGAAAAUCCCUCAAGUUCGUGGAAGAUUAUCAAGAAGUUACAGGAGCAUGAAUCACGCUUUUCACGGGAUGAAUACGUGUCGCUUGCCACAUCAGGCCAGCAUGUAUGAGAUCAUGGGGAAGGUACAAAGAGCA